UAUAGUGGAUGAACAUAAAAUCUAAUCUGAGCCUGGAGCUGUUAACAUAGUGUCAAGUGCCAAGGAGAAUUUUGCCUGAGGUUAGUGAUGUCAAAGCAAAAUCCAAUCUAAGCACCGAGCUGUUAAAUUCUGAGCAUGCUAUAUGCUAACAUAUAAUCCAAUCUCAAUCUAGCAAUGGGGUUCACAGUCCAGUGACUUCUGUGCCGGUCCCAAGCCUGGAUAAAUAGAGAGGGUUGCGUCAGGAAAGGCAUCCGGCGUAAAAUAUUGCCAAAUAUAAUCAUGCGAAUCGUCAAUACUCUGAAUUUCAUACCGGAUCGGUCGAGGCCUGGGUUAACAACGACCGCCAUCAGCGCCGUUGACCUAACAAGUAAAUCUUCUUAGUAGUAAGAAGUAGAGGAGGGAGGAAAGUGCAUAGACAGAGAGAGAAGAGGAAAGGUAAGAGUGUAGGACUGAGAAUAGGAACUCUAAAUGUUGGUACUAUGACAGGGAAAGGUAGAGCAGGUGGAAGGGUAGCAAGGCUCGUAGUAUAGGAGCAGGAUUCAAUUUGUUUUAUUAUGGUGUGGAUAGUAAGAGAAAUGGGGUAGGUGUGGUCCUGAAGGAGGAGUUUGUGAGGAAUGUUUUGGAGGUGAAGAGUGUCAGACAGGGUGAUGAGUCUGAAGUUAGAGGUUGAAGGGGUGAUGUUGAAUGUUAGUCGUUAUGCCCCACAGGUAGGUUGUGAGUUAGAGGAGAAAGAGAGAUUCUGGAGUGAAUUAGAUGAGGUGAUAGAGAGUAUUCCCACGGGUGAGAGAGUAACGAUAGGAGCAGAUUUUAAUGGACAUGUUGGUGAGGGGAACACAGGUGAUGAGGAGGUGAUGGGCAAGUUUGGAGUUAAGGAAAAGAACCUUGAAGGACAGAUGGUAGUGGACUUUGCUAAGAGGAUGGACAUGGCUGUGGUUAACACUUAUUUUCAGAAGAGGGAGGAGCUUAGAGUGACUUACAAGAGUGGAGGUAGGAGCACACAGGUAGACUACAUCCUAUGUAGAAGAGGCAAUCUGAAAGAGAUUAGUGACUGUAAAGUGGUAGUGGGAGAGAGUGUAGCCAGACAGCAUAGGAUGGUGGUGUGUAGGAUGACUUUGAUGGUCUGUAAGAAGAAGAAGUCAAAGAUAGAGAUGGAGAAACCAAGUGGUGAAAGCUGAAAAAGGAGGAAUGUUGUGAGGAAUUUAGACAGAAGUUGAGGCAGGCUCUGGGUGGUCAGGUAGUGCUGCCAGAUGACUGGGAAACUACAGCAGAAGUGAUCAGGGAGACAGGAAGAAAUGUGCUGGGUAUAUCAUCUGGAAGGUGGAAAGAAGAUAAGGAGACAGUGGUGGAAUGAGGAAGUUCAGGAUAGUAUUCAGAGGAAGAGGUUAGCCAAGAAAAAGUGGGACAUGGACAGGACUGAAGAGAAUAGACAGGAAUACAAGGAGUUACAGCGCAGAAUGAAGAGGGAGGUGUCUAAGGCCAAGCAGAAGGCAUAUAACGAGUUGUACACUAGGUUAGACACUAGAGAAGGAGAAAAGGACUUGUACAGGUUAGCUAAGCAGAGGGAUUGAGAUGGGAAGGAUGUGCAGCAAGUUAGAGUUAUUAAGGAUAGAGAUGGAAAGGUGCUCACAAGUGAGGAGAGUGUAUGGAGGAGAUGGAAGGAGUACUUUGAAGAGCUGAUGAAUGAAGAAAAUGAGAGGGACAAAAGAGUAAAAGGGGUGAACUCUGUGGAACAGAAAGUAGAUAAGAUUAUAAAAGGAUGAAGUCAGGAAGGCUUUGAAGAGGAUGAAAAGUGGAAAGGCUGGAGAAGUGGAGGUUUGCACUGGAGAGAAGAGGAAUAAAAGUCAGUUGUAGUCAGUAAGACUGAGUACAUGUGUGUGAAUGAAAGGGAGGGAAGUGAAUCUAAUCCAAACAUAAAAUCCAAUCCAAAUAUAGAGCUGAUAAAAUGAAGUCCAAUCUAAGCAUAUAGCUUUUCAAAGCUCAGCGCUUGUGGAAUGGAUGAACGAAUGUCACCUAAGUUGUGAUCAGAUGGAGGAUAAUUAAAGAGAACUGGGAUAAACAUCAGCCAAUCAGUGUGAGAUGAAAUUAGUGGGUGGGGCCACCAGACUCAUAACAAUGCUGUUUGAGUUGGAAUAAAGUCGUUGGCAUGUCCUAGCCAAGCGGCUGUGGAUUUGUAGCAGUGGCAUGUAGCCAGACUAAAAGCAGGCACAGCUGAAAGGGAAGGGUUACGCUGGUCAUUAAUUGUUCAGCGCACAUUCCUCCACAUGCUACGUCAUUUAUUAAUGACUGUGGAGCGUGUUCAGUUUCACUGUGCACUGCAGACACGGCGUUACAGCUCCCAGGCUCCCACUCCGAGGAUUAAAAUUACAAUACACAAACAUCUGCAUGAGAAAAUGAGUUCACCCCGAGCCGCGUGCUGUCCUAACAAUGCGUCAUUUCAAACGCCACAGGACCAAAGCCUCAGGCGGAUGGACGUCUUCGUCUCACGGUCCUGGAGACGGAUGGGACACGGUGUCCAGUAGAGACGAACGCGACUGCUUCAUCGAUCACGUCUCCCAGCCAAGUUCUCUGGAGGAAGUGCGUCUCGGGCUGGAGGGCGAUAAGUUAGCACCUCGGAAAGUUGAAAUGAGACGAGACCCAGUUUUAGGCUUUGGCUUUGUGGCAGGAAGUGAAAAGCCUGUCGUAGUUCGUUCUGUCACGCCAGGUAGAGGUCCAUCUGAGGGAAAGCUGAUACCUGGAGAUGAAAUCAUUAUGAUCAACGAUGAACCAGUCAGCAGCGCUCCUCGAGAGCGAGUGAUCGACCUGGUCAGGAGCUGUAAGGAGGCCAUUGUAUUGACGGUCAUCCAGCCGUACCCUUCACCCAAGUCUGCCUUCAUGAGUGCUGCCAAAAAGGCAAAGCUGAAAUCAAACCCGGUAAAAGUCAGAUUUGCUGAAGAGGUCAUUGUUAACGGUCAAAUACCUGAAACAGUGAAGGACAAUUCACUUCUCUUCAUGCCAAAUGUUCUGAAAGUGUACCUCGAAAACGGCCAGACGAAAUCAUUCAAGUUUGAUGCCAACACCUCAAUAAAGGACGUCCUACUGACACUGCAGGAGAAGCUGUCUAUUAAAAGCAUUGAGCAUUUUUCUUUGAUGUUGGAGCAGAAGAUGGAAAACUCUAACACGAAGUUGGUGCUCCUGCAUGAGCAAGACAUGCUAAGCCGGGUGACUCAGCGUCCUGGCUCUCACAAGAUGAGGUGUUUAUUUCGCAUUGCUUUUGUACCAAGGGAUCCAGUGGACCUUCUCCGUCGUGACCCUGUGACCUUUGAGUAUCUCUAUGUGCAGAGCUGUAAGGAUGUCGUUCAGGAGCGUUUCGGUUCAGAGCUGAAAUAUGACACAGCUCUUCGUCUCGCCGCUCUCCAGAUGUACAUCCUUACGAUCAGCACCAAACAAACUCAGAAAGUCUCCCUGAAAUACAUUGAGAAGGAGUGGGGCUUGGCUCUGUUUCUUCCUCCAGCAGUUCUGUCCAGCAUGAAAGAGAAAAACAUCAAGAAGGCAAUCGCACACAUUCUGAAGACAAAUCAGAACCUGGUGGCUCCUGGGAAAAAGUUGACAGCACUUCAGGCCAAAGUUCACUACCUGAAGUAUCUGAGUGACUUGAGACUGUAUGGAGGAAGAGUGUUUAAGUCCACACUGCUUCAAGCAGAGAAACACACAGAAGUAACACUUCUAGUUGGGCCACGACAUGGAAUUAGCCACGUCAUCAACACCAAAACUAACAUGGUGGCCCUGCUGGCCGACUUCAGCCACGUUAACCGUAUCGAGAUGUACACAGAGGAUGAGAAGAACGUCAGAGUAGAGCUCCACGUGCUUGACGUGAAGCCCAUCAUCCUAAUAAUGGAGUCCAGUGAUGCAAUGAAUCUGGCAUGUCUUACUGCGGGUUACUACAGACUGCUGGUGGAUUCACGGCGCUCCAUCUUUAACAUGGUCAACAGCACAUCUGGCCAUGAUUCCCGGGAAAAGCACAACUUUCAAGCGAUUGAGUGGAACUAUGGUUCCUGUACUGGGUGUGAGGACCACAGUGGCAGGAUCUCAGAGCCAGACCCCACACCCAUGUAUAUUACUGAGCUCCACCAAGCACAUCGUGCAAGCAGGGGCACCUGUAUGCAAACUGCCACCCACACACAACCCUAUUUCAGGGGAAAACCUGACGAGUCAACCAAGAGCGCCAAGGUGUCUUUUAUAUUCGGAGACGCUCCAUUGGCUAGCAUGAAUCCCCAGCAUUUGGGGUACCAAAGGUUGAUGGAGGACAUUCCGGAGGUUUUGGACGAUCAGCGGCCACUUUAUCUGCAUCAGGAUGACUAUAAACCCUUGGAUUCUUGUUUGGAUAUGGAUGGCUUCCAGUAUGGGAAUCACAUGGUCUACGGAGAUGGGAAAAUGUUUGGUACGACUGAGGGAAUCGAGGAGCCGCUCCUGCAUGAUAUCUGCUAUGCCGAAACCACAGACGAUGCCGAGGACGAAGAUGACAUUAGCUGUGAGGAUGACAUGUCGAUGAUGGCGAUGGCGGAUUCUCGAGAAAGGGCUCUGUCGCUGCUUUCCCUGUCGGAAUCUAGCGAUGACAUCAUCGACUUGACUUCUCUUCCACCGCCACCAGAGGGGAAUGAUGUAGAAGACAAUGACGUGCUUUUGCAGUCGCUAAAUUUAGCCAUUGCAGCUCCACCACCAGGAUUCAGGGACAGCUCAGAUGAAGAUGAGCACCAAGGAGAACAAAUGAAAAGAAACUUGGACAUCCCGGUGUCACUAAUUGACUCUGUGCCCAUGAACGUGGACAGAGGGACAGAGGAGGUGUUGGAUGAUGCUGUCGUUUCCACACUGCAAGCACUAGAAGCUUUGGCAGCCUCUGAGGAUCAGUCUCACCCACAAUCUGACAGUAAUUCAGGUGUAGAAAUAUCUCGAUCCUAUAGUCCUGAGUCUGCUUCAGAUUCUGGAAAUGAGACAAAUUCCUCAGAAAUGACAGAGAGCUCAGAGCUGGCAGCGGCUCAGAAACUCUCAGACAAUCCACUGAAAAUGUUCGUGGCCACGGCUGAAGGGUAUCAGACGCUGGACGCAGAGAAAACAGAGUUUCGUUUGAGGGCCACGUCAAGAAACCAGGAGGAAGAACUGAAGUCCACAGCUGUAGCUUCAUGUCAGGCCCUCCACUCAGACCACUUGGAGAUGGAACCUGAAACAAUGGAGACCAAAUCGCUGUCAGAUUACUUCAACAAAAUGCACAUGGAUGCCAUGAUGGGCAAGAGACUAGGAAAAGUUGAUGAGGCAGACUGCAGAUCAGGAAUCGCUAGCAAAAAUGAAUCAGUGCAGAUUAAGGCAGUUGGCUCUAACAUGGAGGAUGUUGUUGGGAGAUACAACAAUGCCAGUUCCAGAGAACCUCUUCACACAGGGUUUGACCUUCAAAGGACACCUUUUCCAUUUCAGGACAAGAAUGUACGAUCACAGCAGAUCCAGAACUAUAAAGCAGAGGAGCAUGUUUACUCCAAGACACCAAAGUGUGGCAGCUCUAACACCACAGCUCCGAGUAAUCUCAGAGGAUCCCUGAUGGACCUGAACACUCGGACCACUGCAGAAGAGGCUUACUUAAUCCAGCAAGACACACAUGAGCAGCAAAGUAAAAUACCAGCAUCCGAGAAGGAAGUGACGCGAUUGUACGAGUACCACUUGCCCAAGAGGAUGUCCUCACUCCAGAGCGAAGGGAUUCAUUCCCUGCAGAGUUCACAGUGCUCAUCCAUCGACGCAGGGUGCAGCACCGGAAGCAGCAGCUGUGUGACGCCAAUGGAUUCUCCACUCUGCACUGCCGAGAACAUCCAACUUAUCACUGAAUCUUCUUUGAAAGGCCUCGGAUACCCGCCCACAGAAGAAAAAGGCUACAGUCAAAGUCCACAUCGCAAACUCGUGCAUCAGACUUUAGAUCCCACGUUUUUACGAAAGCACCAUGCAACGCCUGGUACAGAGUUGAGCACGGGACGUGAAGGAUGCCAGAGGAUGGCCAAGAUCAGAGAAACGACAGUGUAGUGUCCUGAUGCUGGAGCUGAAAUAGAAGGCUUGUCAUUUACACGCACCACAUCUACACCGAUCCUGACCAUUCAUGCAUGGCACAGACUCUUCCGUGCCAAAACCAGAGGUCGGUCGAGGUCUUCCCCUUCUUGGACUGACUCUCUGGUUGCCUCAGGAAGGCAGAGAUGGAAUUUCCCUGGAACUUCCACGAAAAGCAGUGGCAAAAAGGUCAUUUUUUUCAUGGAAGGUAUUUUGGCUCAGGGAGCUUUGUUGGACCUUUUAAAAGAACUUAAAAGUGAGUGCAAGUCUGGUGAGAAAACCCUGCAGUCAGGCCAAGACAUGCCAUGAUUUACCUGUGCUGAUUAAUCAGACAGGAUUAUGCAGGAAAGUCUAUCCAGCUCACACAACAUACACAACGUACACAAUGUACACAACAUACCCGCUGACACGUAUUAACCACCUGCCCAUCCUGUACUGUUUUGCAUUUUGUAGUAAGAAAAGGAGAUCAUGGCGUGCUAUAACACACUGGCUGACAUUAUACUGUACUAGUUUCAGCCCAGAACAAGAGUAGAAGAAUUCUUUGGUCAUGGGUGAGUGUAUAAUCUCACCAACAGCAAAUUUAUCAUGUCAAAGUUGUGUUGUAAGAAAGUCUGAGUGCUGCUACAGCUCAUGUGCUCUCUCCUCUUUCUCCAUCUAGAUAACUGUAGGCAGCUAUGAGUUGUGGCAUGUGGAAGAGGGCAGAUAGCACUUGUCUUGCUCUGCCCUGUGAUGCAGUAGUUGUAAAGAAGCACGUGUCUCAGAGGAAGCAUGUGUUAUGCUUGAUGAUAAAGGAGAGUUGGCUGGUGGGUGAAAAUCACCAGAAGUGUGACCACCAGUCAGUUCUUAGGCCACCGAUCUCAGCUCACGACCAAAGAAUUCUUUUACAAACGCUGGGAUUCAGAAAGGGAACUCACAAGAAACCCGACAUUUCCAGCAUCUGGUACUAGACUGCACUUAAUACUGACUGCACGCUUCUGGAUAAAUACAUGUUGCACUUUCAGCACAAGACUAUAAACUAUAAAGGAACGUGAAAAUGACGACCCCCAACCCUCGUCGCUGUAACGUCCCAGACCGACGACCAAAGCAGUUCGUUUUUCGACACAUCUGACAUCUCCACCUGGGAUUUGCAGCCAUUUUUGAUUUCAUCCUGGGAAUAAAGACAGAGGAAAAGGAUACGGCUGAGUUACAGCUCCUUCAAAGCCAUAACCUGACCCGUGACCAUCACUGACAUCGUCACGUGGUGGUCAGAGAAAUCCCUUCAGUUUGGCCAGUGUGCUUUGAUAAAUCCAUGCCUUGUGUAUAUUUUAUCUAAUCUGUAAAGAAAAUAAAUUAAAUAAUACAUAGAAUUUUUAAAACAGGAAAUCUAUCAUUCUUAAACGGUUGGUUAUGCCUAGCUUAUGUUCCAGUGAUGAGAUUAAAAUUAGAACUUUGUUCUGAAUGUUCAGAAACAGCACACAUGCAGCUUAUUUGCCUGGUUAAUUAUG
Messenger RNA from Hemibagrus wyckioides, 7544 nucleotides. RefSeq names its product FERM and PDZ domain containing 4 (gene frmpd4). The transcript has 17 exons. The record is from RefSeq and is a predicted model, not a curated record. The coding region runs from base 2425 to 6039 and encodes 1204 amino acids. Gene Ontology annotation, molecular function: protein binding. Gene Ontology annotation, cellular component: cytoskeleton. Lineage: Eukaryota; Metazoa; Chordata; Actinopteri; Siluriformes; Bagridae.